Molecule: messenger RNA, 585 nt
Organism: Magnusiomyces paraingens
Lineage: Eukaryota; Fungi; Ascomycota; Dipodascomycetes; Dipodascales; Dipodascaceae
Exons: 1
Coding region: 1-585 (194 amino acids)
Molecular function (GO): phosphatase activity
Source: RefSeq, a predicted model, not a curated record
AUGGAUCCCCUAAUCCCACCACUACGAUUUCAUGUCGUCCAACCUGACCUCUACUGCGGCUCAUAUCCACGGCCUCGCAACCGCCGCUUUCUUGAGGGUCUCGGGCUGACUGCCAUUUUGUCCGUGACGCCGACACCGCUUGGCACAGACCCGGACGAGGACGCGUGGCUCGUAGAGUUUGCACGCGAAAACAACAUCCAGUUAAUCCACAUUCCGAGUGCGCCAGCGUCGUCCAAGUCUAAGAAAAAGCGCGGAGUCCCGCUGGAGUAUGAUGUUGCCAGAAAGGCUCUCCAAGUAAUGAUUGACCAAACAUCAGCCCCCCUCUAUGUUCAUUGCAUGAACGGGUCUCAGGUCUCGUGUCUCCUGGUAGCGUGUCUGCGGAAAUUGUCCUUCUGGUCCAUGGCUGCCAUUUCGGAUGAAUUCCUGAGGUACUGCGACAUGGAGCCUGCAGAUGCCAACUUUGUGGAAGGCUUUCGAGCGGAGAUUAGUGUUCCGGAGGAAAAAGUCCCAUGGAUCUGGCAGGGGCUUUCAAAAACAGGGGUAGUCAGGCAUCAUCCUACUCUAAAAUUUAAUGACAUGGCAUGA